AUGGUGUUCUUCACAUAGACUCUGUGCAGCUCCGUGAUUCGGAUUUUAGUGUCCUUGUUCGUUGAAGCCGCGGCUUCUUAAUCUGCCAGCGCUAUAGCGCCAAUAAUUGCUUGCUGGCGCCACCGCACGCCAGAUUGGGCAGCGCCGUAGCCGUUGACGGCAGUGCCGCACAUCAUCUCGAGAGGUGCUCGAGCUGACCGGGCAGCUAAUGCAGCAGCUUCGACGAGGUCGACGAUACCGGCAGCUUCGACGAUACGAGAAGCCAAAGGGCAGGGCCGCGACGCACUGCACCAAUCGUGAGCUGCCGCUAAUCAGAGGGUCAUACGAAUCUCCUCUGACACUUGUGGCUGCAACCUCACUCACACCUCCCGUAACAUUGCGCAACGAUCUGAGGAGAACGGCGGCGGGCCAAAGCGCACUGGCGACAUGCCAUCAAGAGUUCCUUUUCCCCAGUAGUCUCUUCGGCUCUGUGGAUGAUUCAUGGAUCCAGGGCUUGAGUUCGGAUGCGGUAUAUUGAUCGGGUACGUGCGUACUCGAGGCUCCGUGGAGCACAUACCUUUGCAAACUAGAAGGUGAAGCUCCGUCAAUCAUGAUCAUAUCAUGUAGAGAAGUGAUCUGCUUGUAGAGUCGUAUGGUAAACCCUCUCUCGGUGGCGCAGCGCAUUAGGCGUGAAGUUUCUCAGAUUGUUGAAAGUCAAACUGAGUACAACGUGCCGGGGUUGGGGAGGCACCAGCACAAGCCCCCGUGACCUUGAACGUCGAAAGAAACCUUGAUCAACAAUUGGUGUUUGCAACAACCCAAAACCCCGACGAAGAAUCUGAAAACUGUCAAAGACAACUCACAGGAUCUUUGACUUUGUCCACCGUCGGAUGCGAGGAAAGCGAGAGCUAAUUCGUGGCAAGAUGCUUAGGCACGUGAUA
This is a messenger RNA of Aureobasidium pullulans EXF-150, 920 nucleotides long. RefSeq lists its product as uncharacterized. The coding region runs from base 209 to 517 and encodes 102 amino acids. The record is from RefSeq and is a predicted model, not a curated record. NCBI's taxonomy places the organism in Eukaryota, Fungi, Ascomycota, Dothideomycetes, Dothideales, Saccotheciaceae. The transcript has a single exon.